Messenger RNA from Bradysia coprophila, 2580 nucleotides. RefSeq lists its product as uncharacterized. The record is from RefSeq and is a predicted model, not a curated record. Lineage: Eukaryota; Metazoa; Arthropoda; Insecta; Diptera; Sciaridae.
GAAUUGUUUGUAUAUGGAAAAUAACAAUCUUUUUUUGUUGUCGGUUCUUGUGCAUUCCAUUCGGAGUUAGACCUUCGCCAUGGCUUAUUCAAACACACAUAACCGAUAUGUUAUGUCGCUCGUCGAAGGCGUUUGUUUGUUCGGUUGGUGAUUUUUAACGAGAAAUAAUAAAGCACAAAAAAAAGACUCAAAAGAAAAGAAAGUUAAAAUCCAAACAAGCAGCAGAUGGCCGUUAUACGAAAAUGUAUAUCUUAAGCAGCAUCAUCAAUGGUCAACAUUUUGGUGUGUAACGAAGAUGGCAUCGAUUUAACAGCACAUAGUCGUGUUGCUGAAUAGAAAAAAAAACAUUUUUUUGACAAACAUUUUGUGUUCAAUGAAAAUUGCUAUUGCUGGUUGCUGAUGAUAUUACAAAUGAUACCUUGACGCAGCCUAAUAUUAUUCAUGAUCAAAAGUGUGUGACUUAUAAGUGAUUAAUAAUUAGCAGAAUUGUGUUGUGUCGCGCUGUCGAUUUUUUUUUAUUUUAUUUUUUUCCUCUUCUGGUCAAAAUAAACAUUUUUCAAUUUUUUUUUGAACUGGAAAAGUUGUGCAAAUUUAUGAUAAAGCAAAUAAACUUACCAUAUACACAUUCAAAGACUGACUAGCUAUUUACGUAAAAAAAAAACAAAUUCAUUUACAAUGACAUCAGUAGUGUUUCGAUAUAUUUUCUGCUUGCGUUGCUAAUUGAUAUCGUCGUGUUAGAUAUCGUUCGUCGAUUUGCUGCUGGAAACGCUGAGAUUGAUGACUGUUUUAUUAUUAUUAUUGUGGUGUGCACUGUGAUUGUGUGUCGAGUGGCUUAUCAAUAUCGCAUAAUGAUAAUUUAAUUCCCAUUCAUAAUACACAUUAUUAUCAUAAAGUAAAUUUCUGGGCGCUCCAUUGCCAAUAUGACGACAGAAUAUUUUCAGUUGAGAUAGCGUGUGACUCGAAUAAUAUUAGACAGUAACGGUGUACCCGUCUUCAGUGUGGCUCGUUCGCUAGUCGUUACAUAAAAAAUCGUUUGAAAUGGAAAUUAAAAUUUUUGUGAAAUUUCAUUUACGUGUUGCCUGUUAAUCUGGUUAUACCAGCAGUUUAUCGAAUUAAACAGGAUUUUGUUUGAACAGACACAAAAAAACAGCAUAAAGAUAUUGGACUCAUACAAUGAAACAAUAACAGCGAAAUAUCAAACAAUAGAUAAAACACAAAAACGAAAACGAAACGUUAAGCCAUACUACUUAAAUAGCUCAAAUUCUGUGAUUAGAAAAGCAAAUUUAAUAGCAAAGUGUUUUCAUUCUAUCGAAAAAAUUUGCCGUAACAAUGUUGAAGACCAAUUCGAACGACGACAAAAUCGAGACUUUGCUGUCCAGAAGUCAAAUACCAAUUAUUGAUCUGGCCCACACUGGCACCGAUGAUCGUCCAUCCAGAUCGGUAGUGAAUCGCGUCGCGAUCCAACUUCACAAAGCGCUCACCGAAAAGGGACUGGCACUGCUGGUUAACCAUGGCAUUUGCGAGGAUAAGUUACAGUCAGCCUGGUCGUAUCUGGACGAUUUUUGUGACCUGCCAACCGACGUCAAAGAAGUGUACAUUCGUAAAGGCGAUGAUAAUCAUGGCUAUGUCAAACCCGGCCAACCGAAAUUUGAUGGAGCUUCGACGCCCGGAUUGAGACAUGCCUACAACAUAUGCACUUUGACCGCUGCGAAUCUCCCGGAGGAACCGUUGCCAGGUUUUAAGGAUCAUAUCGCCGAAUUAGCUCACGACUUCAAAGCAUUGUCAUCGUUGGUUCUUCAAUCAUUGGCCAUCGCUCUGCAUUUACGAGCCAACUAUUUCCAAGAGAAUCAUUCGCACAUGCUGAAUGGCCUGCAUGAAAACGAGAGCGUGCUGCGUCUUUUGUAUUAUCCACCAAUCAUUGAGGAUGACAAUAAGUGUGAGCUUACGAAAGGCCGAUGCAAAUACAGCUACCAACGCUGCGCAAUGGAUAGAUUAGAUUUAGAUCAACCCGACGAGGCAGUAACUGACGGUGAACAGCAUGCGACUAGAAAUAGAACCAACUGUGAUUACGGUACGUUCACAUUACUAUGCCAAGACUCCGAGGGUGGCCUGGAAGUUAAAUUGCCCGGUUCCGAGAAAUGGAAACGGGUCGGACAUUUACCGGGAUCCAUACUGAUCAACACUGGUGAAAUAUUGGCGACAUGGAGUCAAAACACUUAUCCAGCACUGCAGCAUCGCGUUAUCAUACCAGAACAGGACAGCGUCCGUAGCCGUGGUCGUCAUUCGAUUGCAUUCUUCUGUCAUCCGGACAAUGAUGUUCCUAUUGAACCGAUAGUUUUGCCAUCCGAACAGCCGGAGGUCGAGAAAAAGCCGAGAAAGUCAUCGUUCAAAAUCGCUAAGGAUAAAGUGUCAAUGGCGUAUCAGGCAAUUCAGCGGAAAUUUCGCAAAAAUUAUCAGCCAAAUUAAAUUCAAAGCAACUGCACGUGAUUAAUCUUUUAUAAUACCGACCGACUCACAGUUUUGAAUUUGAAUUUAACAACAAACAAAAAACGAAAAAUAAAUUUAUUCGUCACACACAAA